This is a messenger RNA of Solanum verrucosum, 810 nucleotides long. RefSeq lists its product as uncharacterized. The transcript is spliced from 2 exons. Bases 1 to 810 code for a protein of 269 amino acids. The record is from RefSeq and is a predicted model, not a curated record. Gene Ontology annotation, molecular function: nucleic acid binding. Lineage: Eukaryota; Viridiplantae; Streptophyta; Magnoliopsida; Solanales; Solanaceae.
AUGGCAUUAGAUAUCUCUCAAGUGCCAUGGUAUGCGGACAUUGUGAAUCUGAUAGUAAGUGGAGACUACCCUCCGGGUGCAAUCACCCAACCAAAGAAAAAGCUCAAUCAUGAUACUAAGUUCCAUAUCUGGGAUGAACCGUUCUUGUUCAAGAAAGUUGUGGAUCGGGUAGUGAGAAGAUGCAUUCUAGAGUACGAAGUUCGAAAAGUUCUUAAAAGUUAUCAUGCUAGCCCAUAUGGAGGUCACCAUGGAGGAGAGCGCACGACGUAUAAGAGGAAAGAUUGGUCUGAAAAGUUAGAUGAUGUAUUGUGGGCAUAUAUGACUACGUAUAAGACACCCAUAGGGACUUCUCCCUAUCACAUAGUUUUUGGGAAAUCAUGUCAUCUUCUGGCGGAAUUAGAACACCAAGCUUAUUGGGUAAUUAAGAGGUUAAACUUGGACCCCGAGCUGGCCGGUAGAAAGAGAGUGAAUCAACUAUAUGAGCUUGAGGAGUUUAGGCUCCAUGCGUAUGAGCAUGCCAAGAUUUACAAAGAAAAGAUGAAGAGGUGGCAUGACAAGCACAUAGUUACUCGUACUUUCACUCCAGGAGAAAAUGUACUACUCUUUAACUCUAGAUUGAGGUUAUUCCCCGAAAAACUAAGGUCUAAAUGGAUUGGUUCUUUCGAAGUUGUAAGAAUGACACAACAGGGGGCUGUUGAACUUAAAGGUGAGUCUGGACCUACGUUCUUGUUAAAUAGGCAAUGGGUGAAACACUACUCUGGUGUUGAUUUGGAUUGUGAUCGGGAGGCUCUGGAGCUAAAUGAUGAAUGA